This is a messenger RNA of Babjeviella inositovora NRRL Y-12698, 1276 nucleotides long. RefSeq names its product Lem3p (gene LEM3). NCBI's taxonomy places the organism in Eukaryota, Fungi, Ascomycota, Pichiomycetes, Serinales. The transcript has 2 exons. The coding region runs from base 196 to 1167 and encodes 323 amino acids. The record is from RefSeq and is a predicted model, not a curated record. Gene Ontology annotation, cellular component: Golgi apparatus; plasma membrane; endoplasmic reticulum.
GAACUGGACGAUAUUUCAGAUUCCGAGUCGUUCUCGGACUCCAACGUGGAUGCCUUGUCGCCACAGAGCAGGCGUCCAGCGGACAACGCCUUCAGACAGCAACGUCUAAAGGCUUAUCAUCCUAUCAUUACACCAAAGACCGUUGUGCCGGUUUUGCUCUUGCUUGCGGUCAUUUUCAUCCCGUUGGGUGCCGCCAUGUUGCUCGCCUCUUCCCGUAUCGAGGAUUUGACCAUCGAGUACACCCAAUGCGAGGUGUCUGCUCCGACCGGUGUUUUUGGCGAAAUUCCGGCGGAAUACUACACCUUUAACUUCAACACACCCUCCACGGUCAAGCCGCAGUGGAUGUAUACGGUUGACCCGAAUGAGUCCGAUCCGGCCGAAGCUGGCCAGUGCCACGUGCAGUUUGAGAUUCCUCAGAACAUUAAGCCGCCGAUCUACUACUUCUACCGCUUGAAGGACUUUUACGCAAACCACCGUCGGUUUGUCAAGUCGUUCAGCGAGGACCAGUUGAACGGGAAAGACGCGUCGGAAAACACCAUCAAGAACACCAUCGGCCAGAACUGUCAGCCAUUAUCGACAGACGAAAACGGCACCAAAAUCUAUCCGUGCGGGCUCAUUGCCAAUUCACUCUUCAACGACACGUUCACUCCGUUGCAAGCGGUCAACGGAAGCGGGACUGACUACCUGAUGACCAACAAGGGCAUUUCCUGGAGCAAAGACAAGGACCGGUUUAAGAAAACGGUGUACAACGCGUCGCAGAUUGUUCCGCCGCCAAACUGGGUGAAGCGCUUCCCUCAGGGUUAUAAUGAUACCAACAUUCCGGACAUUUCCGAGUGGCCGGAAUUCCAGAACUGGAUGCAUCCUGCGGGUUUGCCCGACUUUUCCAAGAUUAUCUUGCGCAAUGACGGUGAUGUCUUGCAAAAAGGGGUUUAUGAGACAGUGGUCGGCUUGCACUGGCCUGUCAGAGGCUUCAGUGGCCACAAGUAUAUCUAUAUCAGCACGCGCUCGGUGAUUGGGGGGCGGAAUCCGUUCUUGGGCAUCAGCUGGGUCGUCGUCGGCGGUCUCUGUUUGGUGUUGAGCUUGGCCUUCAUGAUUGUGUCAUUGUUGAAGCCGCGGAAGGUGGGUGACUCCAGCUUGCUCAGCUGGAAUAAGGAGAAGGUUAAUUAGCGUUUUUGUCUACUACAUUGUAUUUUAUUGUGUUUGUAAGAGAAGAUUAGUUGCACCUAGGAAGGAGUUGACUGGUUUCUUUCUGCUUAAGAUGGAUUGUAAGGGGUGC